Molecule: messenger RNA, 866 nt
Organism: Xenopus laevis (African clawed frog)
Lineage: Eukaryota; Metazoa; Chordata; Amphibia; Anura; Pipidae
Gene: fam237b.S
Product: protein FAM237A-like
Exons: 1
Coding region: 1-423 (140 amino acids)
Source: RefSeq, a predicted model, not a curated record
AUGGAGUCUGCCGCUAGCAGCUGGUACCUCCAGCUUGUCUGCUUGCUCAUGGUGACCUCAGUCUAUACAAGGUCACUUUAUCACAAGAAUGUUCACGGUCAUCCGAACUCUGGGAGCCUUGGUGAAAUUGACCACGAGUGCUGGGAGUCUUCAUCCCGCAAACUGGUAGAAAUGAAAAAGCUCCGAGUAGCAGAUACAAUCCUAGGCCUUUGGGACUUCAUGAUCUUCCUAAAGGAAUCGGCCAAUCCAAAGCACAAUGCUCUGUUUGAUGGGUUAGCCCAGGACUUUUGGGACAUAUAUGUGGAUUGUGUGCUCUCCAUUUCUCAUGGUAUGGGCAGAAGAGAACUACACAGCCCAAAUCAUUUCUCAGAUAUACAUAAACCAUUAAAAGGUAAUUUUAUCAAAAUCCUGUUAUUCAUUUGAUAUUACUAUUCAUAGGUUUAAUAUUUAAAUGAAGCUUAUUUAAUGUGUGCUUUUUACUCACGAAAUAAAACAUAACGUACAUGAAUUCUGUACAGUAAAGAACUGUGAUCUUCCUUUAGUUUUAGAAGAAAAGCUCCUUUAUUUUCACAAGUAACAAAUGUCAACGGUUGAGAAUUCAUUUAGACAAAAUACGGUUACACUGAAUCCCAAACUCUAGGAUUGAUUGAAUACUGAAUCCACCACAAAUAAUUCAUAAGAAUACAAAACCUCCUGACAACUUCAUGAUGCCUCCCUCCAAUACAGAGCUCGGAGACCUGCAGCAAUUUAUCCAGGAAGGCAACAUAUUUUGUUGAAAAUUCUAUUUCUAUUCAAGUUUCUUUUAUGGUCAAAACUAUUGACUAGAGAGUUAUCCAAAUUUGAUUCGAGUUUUUCAAAAAUUUUGA